Messenger RNA from Epinephelus moara (kelp grouper), 4855 nucleotides. Its product is annotated as zinc transporter ZIP1-like. Lineage: Eukaryota; Metazoa; Chordata; Actinopteri; Perciformes; Serranidae. Gene Ontology annotation, molecular function: zinc ion transmembrane transporter activity. The transcript is spliced from 4 exons. The record is from RefSeq and is a predicted model, not a curated record. Gene Ontology annotation, cellular component: plasma membrane. Gene Ontology annotation, biological process: zinc ion transmembrane transport. The coding region runs from base 263 to 1288 and encodes 341 amino acids.
UGACUCACCACUUCCCGGACAAAAUGUAACCGCACCGAGCUGCGAAGAAACACCAGAGAGGAUUCUUUUAUUCUUCUGACUUCAAUAGAAUCUGUUUCUACUGAGGAGGAAGAGGAAGAGGAGGAAGAGGAGGAAGACCAGUGUGAGCUGUUGGAUCCGGACUCAGACUCUCCUGUGUGAAUCCAUGGCGGGUGUCUGAGCUCCUCCUCCUCGCUGCCUGACUCCAAACUGACAGAGGAGGUGAAGAUAAACCAGAUUAAAGAUGUUGAUCAAGGGGAGAGUCUUCUCCUCCUCCGCCCUCCUGUUUCCAGGACGGGAGAAGGCAGCGCUGCAGGUCAACCCUGCCGACGUCCCCGCCCUGGAGAUCAAACUGGGAGCACUGGUGGUCCUGCUGUCCGUCACAGUCCUGUUUGGAUUCGCCCCGCUCUGCAUCGUCCGAGGAGCGGGACGCUGCAGUGUGGAUUCAGAUUUGCGGCGCAGGCUGCUCAGCCUGAUCAGCUGUUUUGCUGGAGGAGUGUUCUUGGCCACCUGUCUGCUGGACCUGCUGCCAGACUACCUGCAGGGCAUCAAUGAGGCCUUCAGCAACGCUGGAGUCACACUCCAGUUCCCUCUGCCGGAGUUCAUCAUGGCCAUGGGCUUCUUCCUGGUCCUGGUCCUGGAGCAGAUCGUCCUGGCCUUCAAAGACCAAUCGUCGUCUCACUCAGAGGAGCGCCGGGCUCUGCUGGUGGACUCCACCAUCCAGGCGAAUGACAGGAACAGUCGUCACCACUCCCACCGCCGCCGUGGCUCAGACGAGUCCGAUGGCGGUCACUUCCACGUGGACUUUGGCUCCCAGUCUGCCCUGCGCGCCUUCAUCCUGGUCUUCUCGCUGUCUCUACACUCAGUGUUUGAGGGUUUGGCGGUGGGGCUGCUGGAGGAGGGGAAGGAGGUGCUGGAGAUCUGCCUGGCGCUGAUGAUCCACAAGAGCAUCAUUUCCUUCAGCCUGGCCUUUAAGCUGAGUCAGGGACGGCUGCGGCGGUCGGUGGUGGCCGGCUGCCUGCUGCUGUUCGCCGUCAUGUCUCCGCUGGGCAUCGGUGCGGGCAUCGCCCUCACCGAGACCAAGGCGUCCCCGCAGCACCAGCUGGCUCGCUGCACGCUGGAGGGGCUGGCAGCCGGAACCUUCAUCUACAUCACCUUCAUGGAGAUCCUGCCGCACGAGCUCAGCUCCGGCAAGAACCGCAUCCCCAAGGUGGCCAUGCUGCUGGUGGGCUUCGCUGUCGUCACUGCCGUGCUCUUCAUUAAAAUGUAACCAUGGAAACAGACAUCCAGCAAAAAUGUCAGAAAGUCAUAAAAGGAGUUUACACGUUUGACGGCCAGCGUCUCAUCUGCUGCCAUGUGACAGUGUUCAUCAUGAAAACAGGUCAGAAUCAGGCAUCCAUCUUUUCAAGGUCUUUAACAUCGAGGGAAAUAAUGAAAACGUGUUGUAGAAAUCAAACACGUGCAGGCGCUCGCACACAGGGUUUUGUUCAUGCGAUUUAUAGACGUCACAAUGAGUCAUGUUGUCAGCUGGAGGUGCAGCUGCCUCUCCCCCACAGGGCUGUAGGCUCCAUAGGAGUGUUAAAAUGUGUUUGUCUUGUUGUGUUAUUGGGAGCCAGAAUAGAAGGAGUCAUGGCUCAAAACCAGCCGCCACUGCCCGUCAACAAAAACAAAGACAACUAUGGUUAAAUGUGAUAAGACCAAAGGACUGGACGGAGGCCAUCAUCAAAAAUGCUCACAUGUGCAGCGCACACUUCAUAUCAGGUUAGGGAAAAAGUAUUUCCUGUUGUAGGGAUGAAUAAGGUUAUGUGUAUUAAGGGUUAUCAUGUCCACCUCAUCAGAAACUGGGGAGGGAUUAAGAGGAAUAUUGGAUUUCUCUGGAACGCUAACUUUUUAGCACAUUAGCUAACGUUAGCUUCCAUAGCAAAACAAACAAGUGUGGUCCUCCUUUGUAAGAUUGGCUUCCUGUGACAUCAUCCAUCCACUGAGUGAGAGCAUACGGGUCGGCCAGUCUGGUCCCGUUGGUCAGUGUUUACUUAUUCAAGUAACACUGGCGGUCCCGGAGAGUGAGUGACCUGACAUGGUGCGUUGGUAAAUUCAGUCUGACGCUCUACACUAAAAUGAGAGCCCUGUUGGUGGAAGAAACGGAGCGUUAUAUUUCUACAUGAAUGAACCAACGGUUAAGUUAAUCACACAUUCACUCCGCUCGGCGCUCUGCUGCUCCGUCUCCACAGACAGAGUGUCCAGAGUGCGCUCUGCCACUCUGAGAGUGCGCUGCUCUGGAUAACCCAACGCUACAUUCAGACAGCGCUCCCAAUUUAUCAACGCUCCAGUUUGUGUCAGAGUGCGCUCCCACACUCACAGUGAGUGUUUCUGAACGCACCACUCACAUCAUCUUCCUCCAUCGUCUAAAACAAGACAACAGAAGUUGCUAGCUAACGUCUGUGGAUAACUGUUUUGCCUCCAGCUAAGCCCCGCCCACCAAAAAACAUCACACUGUUUACCAAUAGUAAAAGGGUCUAUUUGCACGUCAAUACAUUUUUUCAAACUAUCAUUUAUGUCAUGUGUACCUUUUCACAGAUUGACAAUAUCACCCAGUGAAAAAGGGUGUCAUUUUGUCAGAGAAAGGUCUAUAUUUUUUUUAGCUAUAUUGUUCUGCAAGAAAGACAUUAACCAAUCACGUUGUUUGUAACAAACGUGACGCCACUAUGUUAUGUCACCACAGUGGCUGACCUGUUGCAAGUUUGCAUCACUGCUGGUAUCAAUAGUUUUGAUGUGAGCGAGUAUUUUGCAUUUUGUGUCAUCCAUGUGUCGCUCUCAGUGUGUGUAAAGGCCUUCAGUAAUGUAGACUUCAUCUGGCGCUCCAUGACGACAUGAAUUAAAGUAAAUUGCCACCUAGAAUCUGUGAUUUCAGUAUCAAACAGUGUCAUGCUCAGUGGUGGAAAGUUACUCCGUGCAUUUACUCAAGUUUUGAGGUGCUUGCACUUAAUGUAAGUUCUGCUACUUUGUACUUUAGUUACUUUGCAGCUUAUCUCUAAUAAAUAAUAAUGUAUAACUACAGAUUAAAGUACCCAGCAGUCUAUAAAACAAUUAGAAAAAUGUUUAUUAUUCUAAAGUGAGUCAUUCUGCAUAAUGAGUACUUUUACUUUUGGUGCUUUAAAGGAAUUCUUCACCCACAAUACGACUAUUUGUAAUUCAGUUUUUCUCACCAACCCAGUCUCACUUCAAAGUUGUUGAAAUCUGGUGCUUGGGCAGUGACUUGCAGCGUCAAACACUGGCGAAAAAAGUCGUCCUUUAACAUUGGCAUGAUACGCAACCAGUCGUAUAGUUUAAUGGAACUCUGCAGCGUUAGGGGGGAAACAGUGAAACAAGAAUGAAAGUUAAGGAGCCAAAAGUCCGACUAGGGCGGGUGGGAGUGGUGCCGGAUGGGUCCAACAAACAUGGACUUUCACCUGAGAGAGUGGUGUUUGUGUCCUGUAAGAUUCUAAAGCCAAACCCUGUUCUUUUUUCCUAAACCCAACCAUGUGUCUGUUGUUUGCGUUGUUGAACGGACAGAGUGCUUUUAUUUUGAAAGAGACUUAAUGCAAAAUGUACAUUUCCUGUGAAAACAGAAGUGUAUUUUGAAAACAGACAAUGCAUGUAACAGGCUGAAGUUGACACGGCGUCCCAGAACGUCAACAACCAACACACCCAGGGUACCUUGGACGUCAUAUGUGGACGUGGAAAGUCCAUGACCAAACGUGGACAUGUGACGAGGUCACAGUGAGGAUAUUGUUCUUGCAUGUCUCCAUGGUAAACAUAUUGAUUGACUGAUUGACUGAUUGGGGACCACGUUUAACAACAGCAAAACUAUAUGAAAACGUGUUUCAAGAAACACAAAGAACAAUAAAAAUAAAAUAAAGAUAAAAUAUCACUGGAGCAGAUCAGCAAAGUUAGACGCACUGACGAUGGAAACUUGUAAUUUAAAGUAAGUACCCUGAUCACCUGAGGUGUCUCUCCUUAGAUAGUUUUAAAUAAGUUUACGUAACUUAUUUUAGCUUUAGUUUUUCUCCUGUACUGUGGUGCGUUCACUGACCCCUGACCCCUGACCCCAGCCUGAACCCUGAACUAUCAGAUCAGAUGUGAGUUCUUCAUGCACAGGGGCAUUGUGGGAUACGAGUGUCAGCAAGCAGCUCAUUAGUGUCCGUCUCCAACUUCUCACGUCAUCACAGAGGUCAUAUUUAUCUCCACAAACAACCAAAUAUCUGUGACUGGAUGAAACUGUUGAGUUUGUAUCUGUGAAAUGUUUCCUGGCAGAUCUGCAGACAGUUUGAAUCUGUCGUUUCUCUCCUUCUUCUUCUUCUUCUUCUUCUUCUGUGACGAGACAGAAACAAAUCAACUCUUUGUCUUUGUGUUCAGCGGGAAAUUUUCCUCUUUUCACUUCAGUAGAAAACAAGUCUUUUAUUUUGCCGCGGCUGCAGAGAAACGCUGAGCUGGACAAUGAGACGCUUGUUGUUGUUCGGUCAGAGGGAAUUUACCACACUGCUGCCUGGAAACCUCGUAUCUCCUAUUCAAGAUCAGCUUUGAUUUACUUUAACUUCAUUCAGUUUAAUGAGCAGAGAAAGAUCAUAAAUGUUGUGCAGAAAUCAUCAAGAUGAUGCUGACGUGAUGUCAGCGAAGAGUUUUAGACAACAGAAAUGUAUUUUUGUAAUUAAAACACCAAAGUCUUUGAUCCAAAGUCAUUUUAACGACCGCAGCAUUUUAAUCCUCGUGUUGAAUGUGUGAAAUAUGUCAUAUUUUGUAUUGUGAUGAUGAUGAUGUGUGAAAGAAUUCAACAUAAAAUAGUUUUUCAGAUCACAAA